Messenger RNA from Paramisgurnus dabryanus, 1233 nucleotides. RefSeq names its product annexin A1-like. The record is from RefSeq and is a predicted model, not a curated record. Gene Ontology annotation, cellular component: cytoplasm; vesicle membrane; nucleus. Lineage: Eukaryota; Metazoa; Chordata; Actinopteri; Cypriniformes; Cobitidae. Gene Ontology annotation, molecular function: calcium-dependent phospholipid binding; phosphatidylserine binding; calcium ion binding. Gene Ontology annotation, biological process: cellular response to glucocorticoid stimulus; phagocytosis; signal transduction.
CCAAUGUUUUUUAUUUUUAAUUACAGCUUUGUAAGCCAACCUUUUGCAUUUGUUUAGCUUUGUCACAGCUGCACAAGAUGCCACUCUUCAAGAAAUUCAGCAAUCAACUCAAAGAUGAAAGCACCAUGGGACCUAGAGGCUGCACAGCUGGAUACUUAGGAACAAUCAAAUCUGAUCUUAACUUCAAUCCCCAAAAUGAUGCCGCAAGAUUGAAGAAAGCCAUAGAGACCAAAGGUGUGGAUGAAGCCACCAUUGUGGAUGUGCUAGCAAAGAGGACCAAUGCACAGAGGCAGCAGAUCAAAACAGCUUAUCAGCAGAGCACUGGAAAAUCUCUGGCAGAUGAUUUGAAAAAAGCUCUGAAGUCUGAUUUCGAAGAGGUGGUUCUGGCCCUGCUCAUGACACCAACUGAGUUUGAUGCUUUCGAAAUGAAAAAAGCAAUGAAGGGUAUGGGGACAAAUGAAGCUGCCUUAAUUGAAAUUCUGGGAACCAGAUCAAAUAAGGAGAUUACAGGACUGAAGAAUAGUUUCAGAGAAAUGUAUGGAGAGUUGCUGGAGGACAACAUUAAAUCUGAGGUUAAAGGAGAACUCGAAAAUGUUCUGGUUACCCUUUGCAAGGCUACAAGAAGUGAAGAUCCCAACAUCGAUGAUUCUCAGGCAAAAAGUGAUGCUAAGGCGCUGUUUCAAGCAGGAAAGAAUCGGAUUGGCACUGUGUGCUCCGUCCUGAUUGAAAUUCUCACAACCCGAAGCGAAUCUCAGUUGUGCCAAAUUUUCAAGAAUUACAACCAACUCAGUGAAACUGGUUUGGCUCACGACCUGCAGGAUGAGCUUCACGGAAGUCUUGAGGACUGUCUCGUCACUCUCGUAAUGGCUGCUUGGAACAAACCAUACUGCUUUGCGGAAAAGCUCCACUUUGCUAUGAAGGGACUAGGAACUAACACUGACACACUGACUCGAAUCAUUGUGAGUCGUUCCGAAAUUGAUCUACUAAAAAUCAUUGAAGAGUACAAGAAGCAUUACGGCAAAACCCUUCAGGAACAGAUUCAGAGCGAAACAAAUGGAGAUUUGGAGAAGAUUCUGGUGGCACUCUGUGGCACUCAAUAAACAUCUAUAACUCUAACUAUCUUUUCAUCACCUGAUCGCAAUUGUGCAAGAAUCGCAUCACUGUGGUUUAUUAAAGUAAACAAUUCUUGUGAGUGCGUAUUGCUUUCUUUGCCUAAUAAAUUAAUUUGACCAA